UAUAACUGACAAAUGCAUGACACUGUAGAUGCUCUGUGAUUCUAAAUAAAGCUCAGAUGAGAUGUGCAGAAAUUAGAGAGGGAGGGAUGAAUGGAGGAGAGAGGCAGGCAGACACAGGGGCGGGAGACAGAAAGAAAGAGAGAAGAAAGCGACACCGAGAGAGCGAGCUGCAGAUUAAGACGUGUUUUUUUCCUGUGUAAGCCUGCACUGCUGCAGCCCAUCUAUCCGCGUAGUCAGUCCAAGAAACAGAGGCAGAGACGGGGUCACUUUUUUUCCCCCCGAGCGCGUCUAACGCACCGCAUCUCCGCGCCGCGUCUCACCGAUGCACAGCAGCCGGGUGAAGACAUGUUUCAGGAGAUAAGAAUCCCUCUGUGAUUUGGAUUAGUCUGUCUGGGAGUCACCGUGAAGUCUGCUGGAAAUGAACACUGAAGGUGCAUGUCGGUCUCAGAGCAUUCAUGAUAAGAGUCGGCGCUUCUCCUCCUUCCCCAUCCACAUGAGAAGUUUGACCGGAGCUGGCUGAAGGGAGGCUACCUGUGAUUCCCAUUGGCUGGUAAAUCUUUGGAGCUCAAGCAACUGGACGACUGUUUCACAGGACACUGUGGGUUGCAUGCAUCAGUGCCAAGAAAUUGCAUUACGUGGGAGACUUCUGCUAAGGAGACACAGAGACGUUUCUGGAGGAUGGAGGUGGGAGCUGAGCAAGGACGUGCACAGAGGAACGGACGCAGUGACGCCGUGGCCAGAGAACCGCGCCCCUCUCCCUGCACCAGCCUGAAGAUGUUUCUGGUGGCUUUGUCCUUUGCCUAUUUUGCAAAGGCUCUGUCAGGGAGCUACAUGAAGAGCACAAUAACUCAGCUGGAGAGGCGCUUUGACAUCCCCAGUUACCUAAUAGGUGUCAUUGACGGAAGCUUCGAGAUAGGUAACCUGUUGGUGAUAGCUUUCGUCAGUUACUUUGGAGCCAAGCUCCAUCGGCCAAAGAUCAUCGCAGUGGGUUGUGUACUGAUGUCCAUUGGCACCUUCAUCAUCGCUCUGCCUCACUUCAUCAUAGGACGCUAUGAAUUUGAAACGUCGGUGCGGUGGGUAGUGAACUCAACACUUAACCCUUCUCCUUGUCCAGUGGGCUCACCAGCAGACCUGACCCAAGAUGGUAAAAUGCCUCAAGUGCCAGCCACAGGUUGUGAAGGCGAGUCCAACCUGUCGAUGUGGAUCUAUGUACUCCUGGGAAAUGUCUUGCGAGGGAUCGGAGAGACGCCUGUUCAGCCACUUGGGAUCUCUUAUAUAGAUGAUUUUGCUACUGAGGAGAAUGCAGCGCUAUAUGUUGGCUGUGUGCAGACCAUUUCAGUAGUAGGACCUGUGUUUGGCUACCUGUUAGGCUCCCUCUGUGCCAAAAUAUAUGUGGACAUUGGAUUCGUAAAAAUGGAGACCAUCACCAUCACCCCAGCAGAUGCGCGUUGGGUGGGGGCUUGGUGGCUUGGCUACCUCAUUGCUGGGGUCAUCACCCUGCUCUCUGCCAUCCCUUUCUGGUUUCUGCCCCGCUCCCUGCCCUUAUCCGGGCCCCAGGGCCCAGAAAAGUGCACACCAGAGCAGACAAGUUUCAUUAAAGACCCUCCUCAUCUGAAGCACAAGUAUCCUGCAGACGAAAACACGACUUUCAUAGAGAUGGCCAAAGACUUUAUUCCAACCCUGCGGACUCUGCUGGGACACCCUGUGUAUCUGAUCUAUCUCUGUGUGACAAUCAUCCAGCUGAACUCUCUUAUCGGCAUGGUCACCUACAAGCCCAAGUACAUUGAGCAGCACUUCAGACAGUCUGCCUCAAAGGCCAAUUUUCUCAUGGGUGUGAUCAAUAUCCCAGCUGUGGCGCUGGGGAUGUUUUCUGGAGGUCUGCUGAUGAAGAGGCUAAAGCUGAACAUCAUGGGAGCAGCUCGGUUUGCCUUCGGCACAUCUUUGAUCGGUUACAUCCUGUCACUGUUCUUCUUUGCAAUGAGCUGUGAGAAUGCCAGGGUAGCUGGUGUGACACUGUCAUACAACAGCAUGGAUACGAUAUCUUAUGAUAAACACUCAGUGUUCACAGCCUGCAACUCAGACUGUUUUUGUUCAGCGAGUGACUGGGAUCCAGUCUGUGGAGAGAAUGGCAUCACAUAUGUCUCUCCCUGUCUCGCUGGCUGCACCAGCUCUGCUGGCUCAGGGAAAAACACAGUCUUCUCUAAUUGUAGCUGUGUCGGUGUGGCUGGUAACUUUACGGCCAGUACAGGUCAGUGCCCUCACAAGGACGACUGUGACAGGAUGUUCCCGUACUUCCUGGCUCUCUCGGUCAUCACUUCCUUCAUCAUCUCCCUUGGGGGCACACCGGGCUACAUGUUUCUAAUCAGGUGCAUCAAACCACAACUGAAAUCUCUGGCGUUGGGUUUCCAUGCUCUAGCAACACGUACCCUUGCCGGGAUCCCAGCACCCAUCUACUUUGGAGCAAUCAUUGACACCACAUGUCUAAAAUGGGGCCAGAAGAGGUGUGGAGGCAUAGGAGCCUGUAGAAUCUACAACACGACUGCAUACAGGAUAGCAUACCUGGGUCUGACACUGAGCCUACGGACCAUCUCGUUUAUCAUUUGCAUCCCGGGCUUCAUCCUGCUUGGUCGACAGCUGAGGAAGGAGGAAAGAAAUGCCAUCCACGGAGCUCUGGCCAACGGCGGCACAGAGCUGGAGGCACUCAGGAAGGAAGAGUUUGUGAUUUCUAAUUCUGACCAAUCACAACAAACGCAAGACAACAGCACAGACAGGGAGACACGGCUGUGACAGACCCACAAGAACUGACCCCCUCUUGUCUCCUUCACACACACACACACACACAUACACACCACAGGUGAACAAAUACACCCUCAGUAUGAACACAGUGAUACUGUACACGCACACACUCAAAUGAGAUUUGCAGGGAAUCACGUAUCUGAUCAUCUCAUACAAAGCAUAAAUUCUAUAUUUGUACUACUGGACCUGGGAGACUUUGUGAAUUUGACAGGAAAUUUGAUAUAACUGAAAUAUUUCUUGAAUGUAUAUGCUGUUUUUUUUUUUUUCUUAAAAAGAAAAAUUUAACAAUGUUUUUCUGGUUUUAAUGGAGGCACAAGAGAUAAGACGAGAUGUUACUACUACAAAAGCAGUAUCAUUCUGAAAACCAGCACUUAUAAAGCUGCCUCUUUGGAUUUUUCUUUGUCUUGUUGACAUCACUGUUCCUGAACAGAGGAAGUGGCCUUAUAACCCAGAGGCAUGGCACUAAAUUUAAACAAAAUAACUGUUUAAAGAUUAGGCCUUCAAGCAGACAGGAAAUAAUGGUUUAUUUUGUUCAGAAUUUUAAAUAGAAAAGAUAACAGUAACUUUCAGAGGGGUUGGCAGUUGCCGAUUUGACAAAUGUGCCUCAUUCACUCAACGGUUACCUCUAAAUCAUGCAUCUCACAGUUUGAGCAGAUAUCUAAACACUGUUUUAUUUGACUUUUACACUCACUUUAGAAAAAAGAUUCAUGUCUGACUGACUCUAACACUUUUGUCUUUUACUUUAAGCCCAAAGUCAGGUUUGAUUGUACUGAAGUCUGCGUUGUGCGCUUUCUGGACGUGAACUUGUUCCUUUGGUACUUGUACUCACUAAAAGCGGAAACUGUAUUUUAGUGAGAUUUGCUUACCUGUUUGUCUAGUGGAGGCUGCUUCAUAGUUUUAUACUUUCAACCAGCACUAGCCCAAGUUAAUUCAUUUAAAUGUGGUAUUAAUGAAGAAAAAAAUACAUAUCAAGAGUACACGACACUAAACUUUGUCAUGACACUGAUACAAUUACACUAAAUUUGUUCAGAAUAUCUGGCUUCGCCUCAGCAGGUGGUAUUGAGCAGUCAUUUUGUUGGAACAGAUGGCUGAGGUGAACGCUUGCUCUUGUGUCUGCCACCUGUAAAAGGCAGAUUUAGUACUACUGCAACACUGAUAAAAGAUACUGUGUGCUGUUCCAGUCUUUAGGCAAAUGAUUCCACUGUGUGUGUGACAUGUCACCACAGGAAAUGUUACUGAUAUGUAUAAGCUCCGCUUCCACGUCUGCAGCCGUUGCUCUACAUAUUGUUUCACUUUUUUUUUUUAGUUUAUAUUGGGGGGUUUUUCUUUGUGUAUUUUUGCGUGUGCAAGAACUCCUGUGCCAAAACCCACAGACAGACAGAUCAUGGUCUAAACUCAGGUUUUUCCUAUACUCAUAAACCACUCCAUCCCAUAAUCACAACCCAUUUCCUUGAAAUCUGUCAAGAAUAAUUUCUAAAAUAAAAUUAAUCGACUAGCUACUGUAUCUCAAGGCAAUUUGUUUUUAAAAAGAGUAUUACUUUUGUGUUUGUAAAUGUAUAGCAUAUUAUCAUUUUGUAAGCCUUCAUUUCCAAAAUGGACACAUACCAUUUUGCUAACUUACACUACGUGGUGACUGAAUCAUCUUUGCAAUUCAGGUUUAGUUUCAGGCACAGGCGGCCACAACUGCAGACUCAGAGGAGCAGCGAGAGGCGUAGAGGAAGGAAGUCAUUAUCUCAGUAA
Messenger RNA from Epinephelus fuscoguttatus (brown-marbled grouper), 4536 nucleotides. Its product is annotated as solute carrier organic anion transporter family member 1C1-like. Gene Ontology annotation, biological process: sodium-independent organic anion transport; transmembrane transport. Lineage: Eukaryota; Metazoa; Chordata; Actinopteri; Perciformes; Serranidae. The transcript is spliced from 15 exons. Gene Ontology annotation, molecular function: protein binding. Bases 679 to 2787 code for a protein of 702 amino acids. Gene Ontology annotation, cellular component: membrane. The record is from RefSeq and is a predicted model, not a curated record.